AUGUUGUCCCUCAUCGACCAGCUCCUCCCGGCCCUCCAGGAGAGCCUGGCCGAGCACCCCUUGCAGACGCUGCUGGCCGCGUUCGUCCUCACCCUCGUCUCAUAUGUCGUCGUCAACGAGGUCGUCCGCUACCAGGCCCGAGUGCCCGGCAUGUCGGGCCCGCCGGGGCUCCCGCUCAUCGGCAACCUGUGGUCCAUCCGGUCGAACGCUGCGGCGCAGUACCGCGAGUGGUCGAGGCGGUAUGGCGAUGUGUACCAGGUGCAGAUGGGGAAUGUGCCCGUCGUCGUUGUGAACAGCGCCAAGGCGACGAAGCACCUCUGGGUUGGACAGAGCCAGGCGCUGAGCUCGAGGCCUGUUACUUAUACGUUUCACAAGGUGGCGUCCAGCACAGCUGGCCUGACCAUCGGCACGUCGCCAUACGACGACUCGCUCAAGCGCCGCAAGAAGGGCGUCGCCGUCGCCGUCAACCGGCCCGCCAUCGCCAGCUACGUGCCCUACCUCGACAUCGAGUCCCGGACCUUCGUCCGCGACCUCCUCGUGUGCGGGGAGGCGGGCAAGAAGCCCAUCGACCCGCUGCCCUUCAUCCAGCGGCUGUCGCUCAGCCUCGCCGUGACCAUCAACUGGGGGGUCCGCAUCCCGACGGUCGAGGACCCCAUGUUCCGCGAGAUCGUCGCCGUCGAGGAGGAGCUCAACCGCUUCCGCAGCACCACGGGGAACCUGCAGGACUACAUCCCGCUGCUGCGCCUCAACCCGGUCAACGCGGCGAGCGCGCUGGCCCGCGAGAUGCGCGACCGCCGCGACGCCUACCUGCACCGCUUCAACUCGGACCUCAAGGCCGAGGUGGAGAAGGGGACCAACAGGCCGUGCAUCCAGGCCAGCGUCAUCACGUACAAGGAGGCCGCGCUCACGGAGACGGAGCUCACCUCCAUCAGCCUCAGCAUGCUGGGCGGCGGCUUCGAGACCGUCAGCACGACGGUGCAGUGGAGCAUGGGGUAUUUCGCGCAGCACCCGGACAUCCAGGACAGGGCGUUCGCCGCCAUUAGGGAGUUCCAGGGAUUGCAGAGUGAGGCGGCGGAUGGCGGCGUGGACCCGCUGCCUGACGCGGCUGACGAGCAGAAGUGUGCGUAUAUCAAUGCGCUGGCGAGGGAGGCGCUGCGGUAUUUCACCGUGAUCCCGCUUAACCUCCCGCGUGAAAGUAUACGGGAUGUUGAGUACGAGGGGAUGAGGAUACCGAAGGGCACGACGGUUUACAUGAAUGCCUGGGCGUGUAACUACGAUCCAGAACUAUGGGAAGACCCGGACGUCUUCCGGCCGGAGCGCUGGCUCGAGAAGCCGGACGCGCCGCUCUUCACCUUUGGCCUGGGGUACAGGAUGUGCGCCGGCCACCUCCUGGCCGCGAGGGAGGUGUACCUCAUCUUCAUGCGGCUGCUGGCGAGCUUCAGGCUCGAGCGGCCGCCCGGCGCCGCCGCGGCCGACGUCGACCCGGCGAGCGGGUUCAAGAACCCGCGGGACCUGAUCAUGGCGCCCAACUCGUACGAGGUGCUCUGCGUGCCGAGGGACGAGGCCAGGCUGAGGGGCGUCCUGGCUGAGGGUGGGGCGGAGGGUGGGGAGAAGGUCUGA
Molecule: messenger RNA, 1620 nt
Organism: Diaporthe citri
Lineage: Eukaryota; Fungi; Ascomycota; Sordariomycetes; Diaporthales; Diaporthaceae
Exons: 3
Coding region: 1-1620 (539 amino acids)
Molecular function (GO): monooxygenase activity; oxidoreductase activity, acting on paired donors, with incorporation or reduction of molecular oxygen; iron ion binding
Source: RefSeq, a predicted model, not a curated record